UUGAUUUCUUACCUAAUUUCUUCAUAGUUGAAAUUUUGUUUUUGUUUCACAGAAAUUCUGGAUGUUAUGCGGCUUAAAAGAGAUAAACACGUAAAGCAACUAGCACAUAGUAUGCAGCAUUGCUAGUUCUUGGUAAAAAGUCACUAUAUUUCUUAGAUCCUAGUUUGUCAUAUACCUGGAACUUUUAGAAUAUCACUUUUUCCGUUUCCUUUCCUUAUGUAAUAAUUACACCAUUAUAAUAUGUAUUAUCUUGAUGCCAGGGAGGCUCAUUGUGAAUUAGUUUGACUAAAGGCAUCACAACAAAAAUCUACCUCAAGGCUCAAAUAAUGUUCAAACAACUGACAAAGAGGCAAACCAUAACUUGAAAAGUCUUCACAAUUUUUUUUGUUUUUUGACACAGAGUCCCGCUUUGUCACCCUCAGUAGAGUGCUAUGGUGUCACAGCUCACAGCAACCUCAAACUCUUUGGCUUAAGCGAUUCUCUUGCGUCCCAAGUAGCUGGGACUGCAGGCGCCCAUCACAAACACUGGCUAUUCUUUUUUUUUUUUUUAAGAGACAAAGUCUCACUUUGUCACCCUGGGUAGAGUGCUGUGACAUCACAGCUCAUAGCAGCCUCCAGCUUUUGGGCUUAGGCGAUUCUCUUGCCUCAGUCUCCCGAGCAGCCGGGACUACAGGCGUCCGUCACAGCACCUGACUAUUUUUGUUGUUGUUGUUGUUGCAGUUUGGCUGAGGCCGGGUUUGAUCCUGCCACCCUUGGUAUAUGGAACCGGCGCCCUACUCACUGAGCCACAAGCCCGCCCAAAGGGCUAUUUUUUUGUUGUAGUUGUCCUUGUUUAGCAGGCCUGGGCUGGGUUUGAACCCACCAGCCCCACUGUAUGUGGCUGGCUCCCUAACUACUUAGCUACAGGUGCUGAGCCCAGUUUUUACAAUUCGGAGAAUUCUAUUUAUGAGAAGAGGGCUCAGAAAGGAUUUCUGUGAUGGCAACACUUUGUUUGUUUUGAGACAGUGUCUUACUUUGUUGCCCACAGUGGAGUGUAGUGGCAUCAUAGCUCACGGCAACCUCAAGCUCUUCGGCUCAAGCAAUUCUCUUGCCUCAGCCUCCCAAGUAGCUGGGACUACAGGUGCCGGCCACAACCCCCAGCUAUUUUUUGGUCCGCACUGGAUUCGGACCUGCCAGGUCCGGUGUAUGUGUUUGGUGUCCUAGCUGCCUGAACUACAGGUGCUGAGCUAGAACCACUGCUUUAAAUGAUCACUUGGCACCAACAUGAGCAUAAGCACAAGGAGACACAGAAAACCCACAGUAUUGGCUUGGUGCCGGCCACAUGCACGGGGGCUGGCGGGUUUGAUGUUUAGCUAGCCAGGGCCAGCUAAACAAGGACAACUGCAACAAAAAAUAGCCAGGCGAUGUGGCGGGUGCCUGUGGUCCAGCUGCUUGGAAGGCUGAGGCAAGAGAAUUGCUUAUGCCCAAGGGUUUGCGGUUGCUGUGAGCUGUGACUCCACAGCAUUCUACGAGGGUGACAUAGUGAGACUCUGUCUCAAAAAAAAAACAAAAAACGAAAACCCACAGAAUUGUUAGGUGAUCAUUCAAAAAAAAGAUCAUUCAGAAGAUCCAGGAAGUACUGAUGAUCAUUUAAAAAAAAUUUAUAAUUGAGGGCGGCGCCUGUGGCUCAGUGAGUAGGACACCGGCUCCAUAUACCGAGGGUAGCGGGUUCAAACCCAGCCCCAGCCAAAACUGCAAACAAAAAAUAGCCAGAUGUUGUGGCGGGCACCUGUAGUCCCAGCUACUCGGGAGGCUGAGGCAAGAGAAUCGCAUAAGCCCAAGAGCUGGAAGUUGGUGUGAGCCUUGUGAAGCCAUGGCACUCUACCGAUGGUAGUAAAGUGAGACUCUGUCUCUACAAAAAAAAAAAAAAAAUUGUAAUUGAAAUUGGAAGAAAACUGAAACAUCUUCUGAUGCAUAAAAAGAUCUCAAAAAAAAAAGAAAACUAAAACAUCUUCUGAAAAAAUUGUGUCCUUCUUUCUUUAAUAAACAGUAUUACAAAUCUUAGUCCUUAAAAGGAUCAUUGAAGACUAAGGUUUUUCAAUGGGAAAGCAAUCUGCUCACAGGGCCAUUACUCCUAAGUAGCUGAACUAGGGCCAGAGGUGCAGAAAAUCUCAUUCCAGGGGCUUUCAACAUACAGGCCUCACCCUGAAAUACAACCAGUCCCCGAGUUACAAACAUCUGACUUACGUUCUACUUGCACUUAUAUGAAUGGAAUUUAUUAUAGGUAAUAGGUAAAUAAUCUGUACCUGUUCCAACUUAAGUACAGAUUCAAUUUAAGAACAAACCUUUAGAACGUAUCUUGUUGGUAAUCGGGGGAAUGUCUGUACACUGCAUUGGAGCUACCUUCAUGAACGAAGAAAAUCUAGAUUUACACUGUAUGAUUCCAAGGACUGUAACUAGAUAUAGAAGAAGUCAAUUCCAGGGGCGGCACCUGUGGCUCAGUGGGUAGGGUGCCCACCCCAUAUACCAAGGGUUGGUGGUUCGAACCCUGCCGGCCCAACUGCAACAAUACAAAAAAAUAGCUGGGCGUUGUGGCAGGUGCCUGUAGUCCCAGCUACUCAGGAGGCUGAAGCAAGAGAAUUGCUUAAGCCCAAGAGUUGGAGGUUGCUGUGAGCUGUGACGGUACAGCACUCUACUGAGGACGAUAAAGUGAGACUCUGUCUCUUUAAAAAAAAAAAACAAAACUCAAUUCCAGCUCAGCAUAUGAAGGAAGAUGUUCAAGUAUUAUGUCAAAGCUCAGUUUCACGUUAUAAACACACAUGAUAGAAAGCAACAGUAAAAAGUUCGGUGGGCAAGGCUUCCAAACAAAUGAUAAAUUCGCUGCCAGUAUCUGCUAAUGUAGACAAUCUUAAGCAAUUUUUGCAUCAGUUACCAAUGGGACUCUACUCAGAAACAGAAUUCUCUCCAGCACGAAGUAGUCAUAAUCAGCCUUGGAGCUGUGCGGGUGCCUUUCGUAUCAGCAGGGUCGGCCCAGCCCGAGAACGCUAGUCCCAAAGAACAGGUCAUCACAAGUUCUGCCACCGCAUCCCCCUACAAGCGCAGCGGUCUCCAGGAGGAAACUACAACUCCCAUCCGACAACGCGAGCACAAAUAGGCGGGCGCUAGUCGCGCGUGGGCGGCUCUGACCAAUAACGACUGUCGUUACAGAGAACAGUUUGGCCGUGUUUGUAAAAGGCCGCGCCAGGCGAAGAGAGAAGAGACUGCCAAGACCUCUAGUUAGGGCAGUGGGAAUCUUCUCUGACUGUGGAACAUUGGGCAGGAGGUUUGCCAUUGGUUGGUCCAGGAGGAGGAAGCAGAACAUUUGCAUUGUUACACCACAGUGUUCAAACUUCAGAAGACUGCUGGCUAAGUGGUGUCAUUUACUGUGCAAGUGAUUAUGUCUUUCCCUGUCCUCUCUGAUCAUCAGAAACUAAUGAAACACCUUUUAGGUUUGAUGAAUUCAGGUCAGAUGCCCUGGCAACUGGUACAGGUAGGAUUUUACUGGGUUUUGUGGGGGAUGGUGAAAGGGAAAGAACUCAUCUUUCCUGUUCUCCCAUCCUUACUGAGGUUAAACAUCUGUGCUUAUAAAGAUUAGGUUAACUAACCUUGGCUGUUGUAUACAACAGACUGGAGAAAUGCUUUUCUUGUUAUGUUAGGUUUGUUUUUUUUUUAAUAUAUAGAGAUAUGAAAGGAAAAGUUUCUUUCAUUUUUUGUUUUGUUUGAGGGUUUAAAGUUAUGGGGUUUGUUUCUUUUGAGACAAAGUCUUACUCUGUUGCUCUCCACAGAGUGCUGUGGCAUCAUAGCUCACAGCAACCUCAAACUCUUGGGCACAAGCGAUUCUCUUGCCUUAGCCUCCCAAGUAGCUUGGACUACAGGUGCCCACAACAAAACCCCGCUAUUUUUAGAGACUGGGUCUUACUCUGGUUCAGGUUGGUCUUGAACUCCUGAGCUCAAGCAAUCCAACCGCCUCAGCCUCCCAGAGUACUAGGAUUACAGGCGUGAGCCACUGCACCCAGCUAAAUUUAUCUUGUCAUAUAGUACUGUUUGAAAAUGGUGGAUAACUUCUUUAUGUUUCACUUACUGUACUAAGUAUCAUAAGUGAUUUGAACUUUGUGUAUGUCUACUUUGUUUGAAUGUCUACUCAUGCUGAUGAGCUUAUUACCUGUUAUAGGGCCUGUGAAAAAUGGAACCAAACUCUCUGAGGACUAAAGUCCCAGCUUUCUUAUCUGAUUUGGGAAAGGCCACAUUGAGGGGAAUCAGAAAGUGUCCCCGAUGUGGCACAUACAAUGGAACCCGGGGACUGAGCUGUAAGAACAAGACUUGUGGAACCAUAUUCCGCUAUGGUGCACGGAAGCAGCCUAGUGUUGAGGCUGUCAAAAUCAUCACAGGCUCCGAUCUGCAGGUCUACUCUGUGCGACAAAGAGAUAGGGGCCCUGAUUACCGAUGCUUUGUGGAGCUGGGGGUUUCAGAGACAACGAUCCAGACUGUGGAUGGGACCAUCAUCACUCAGCUGAGCUCUGGGCGGUGCUAUGUCCCCUCAUGCCUAAAAGCUGCCACCCAAGGUGUUGUGGAAAACCAGUGCCAGCACAUCAAGCUGGCCUUGAACUGUCAGGCAGAGGCCACGCCACUGACGGUAAAGAGCUCGGUCCUGAAUGCAAUGCAGGCUUCCCCCGAAACCAAACAGACCAUCUGGCAGUUGGCCACAGAACCCACGGGCCCCCUGGUACAGAGGAUUACUAAAAACAUCUUGGUGGUAAAAUGCAAGGCAAGCCAGAAGCAUAGUUUGGGGUAUCUGCAUACAUCUUUUGUGCAGAAAAUCAGUGCCAAAAGCUUGCCUGAGCGCCGUUUCUUCUGCUCCUGUCAGACUCUGAAAUCGUACAAGGUGAAUGCCUCCAAGGAUGAAGCAGCCCAGAGAUGUAUUCAUUUCUUUGCUUGCAUCUGUGCCUUUGCCAGUGAUGAGACAUUGGCUCAGGAAUUCUCAGACUUCCUAAAUUUUGACUCCAGCGGUCUUAAAGAGAUUAUUGUGCCCCAGUUAGGCUGCCAUUCAGAACCAACAGUAUCAGCUUGUGAAUCUACGGCCUCUAAGCCAAAGAAGAGGAAAAAGGAUGAAGUAUCUGGUGCACAGAUGAACAGUUCACUAUUGCGUCAAGAUGCAGUGAACAGUAAUCUAAGGAAAAGUGGCCUGAAAAAGCCUGUGGUUGCUUCUUCAUUAAAAAGGCAGGCCUGUGGUCAGCUACUAGAUGAGGGACAAGUGACCUUAUCUUUCCAGGACUGGCUGGCUAGCGUCACAGAACGCAUCCAUCAAACCAUGCACUAUCAGUUUGAUGGCAAACCAGAGCCACUGGUGUUCCAUAUCCCUCAAUCCUUUUUUGAUGCCCUGCAACAGAGGAUAUCGAUAGGAAGUGCGAAAAAACGGCUUCCCAACUCUACCACAGCUUUUGUUCGGAAAGAUGCCUUGCCACUGGGAACAUUUUCCAAGUAUACCUGGCAUAUCACUAAUAUCCUACAAGUUAAACAAAUCUUAGAUACCCCAGAGAUGCCCUUGGAAAUCACUCGUAGCUUUAUCCAGAACCGAGAUGGGACUUAUGAGCUGUUUAAAUGCCCUAAAGUGGAAGUAGAGAGCAUAGCAGAAACCUAUGGGCGUAUAGAAAAACAACCAGUGCUUCGACCCUUGGAACUAAAAACUUUUCUGAAAGUUGGCAACACUUCCCCAGAUCAAAAGGAGCCAACACCUUUCAUCAUCGAGUGGAUCCCAGAUAUCCUUCCCCAGUCCAAGAUUGGCGAGUUGCGGAUCAAGUUUGAAUAUGGUCAUCACCGGAAUGGGCAUGUGGCAGAGUACCACGACCAGCAACCUCCUCUGGACCAGCCCUUGGAACUGGCCCCUCUGACCACCAUCACUUUCCCUUGAGGCAAAAUAAGAAAAUCUUUUAAUUGCUGAAUUUGCACAUCCCCACCCCUUGAAAACUUUAAAUACUAGUUAGGCACUUACCUAUCUGCCUUUGUUCCUUAGUAAACUUCUCUUAGCUAAGAUACAAUUUCUCAACACUUUCAAGUAGAUUCUGUUGAAGAAAAAACUCUUCUUGUAAAUGGCCUUUCUGGUGCUGCUGUGUACAGUCUUCAUUAUACAUUGGGCAGUAUUUUUGAAAGGAACAAAAAGAAAACAAGCUCAUUUCCCUUCUUAAGGAUUCACCUUCAGAAUGUUUCAGCCUUUGUCUAAUCUCUAAGAAGUUAGGACCACUUAGCUUUACGCCAGCAGUGUUGGAAAGUUAAUUAUACCUUGGUUAGGGCAGAAUGUUAAGGACUAUCCAGGCAGAGUUCUAGCCCUGCUCUUUAUUCUGUUCUCAAAUAAAGCACAGUGUCAUUAGUUUUUCC
Nycticebus coucang (slow loris) is the source of this 6390-nucleotide messenger RNA. It is a transcript of the gene C4H2orf42, whose product is annotated as chromosome 4 C2orf42 homolog. The transcript has 9 exons. Lineage: Eukaryota; Metazoa; Chordata; Mammalia; Primates; Lorisidae. The record is from RefSeq and is a predicted model, not a curated record. The coding region runs from base 4202 to 5926 and encodes 574 amino acids. Gene Ontology annotation, cellular component: nucleus.